AUGUGGCUCCUGGAACAGCUGCUGCAGACCAGUCCUCCAAUCAGAGAGCCUGAUACUGACAGCUCAGACCUGCCCACCCAUCACAGUCCAGGGAAAGAGGCAUCCAGAAAGCCGCUGCAGUGCAGGGCAUCAGGAGUCCAGACCCACAUCCUGCCCCAGUUUUGCUGCUCUCCAGCGGAGGCAGCGCUGAGGCGUUUGUGCCAACAACAAACUGGAAACACAAACUCGCCACAUCUGGAGACUGAUCUGUGCCCGUUCCUCUUUACACGAGUCUUGGAUUUUGAGCUGCUGCUCCUUCACACUAAUGAUGUGCACGCUCGUGUGGAGGAGACCAGCGAGUCGUCAGGUACCUGCACGCGAUCCAGGGGGAGACACUGCUUUGGGGGCGUGGCCCGCAGAGCCACUCUGGUGCGUCAGAUCCGGGAGGCAGCAGGAGCAGCAGGAGUCCCGGUUCUGCUGCUGGACGCUGGAGACCAGUUCCAAGGCUCUGUGUGGUUCAGCUUCUAUAAGGGAGCAGAGGCCGCCUUCUUCAUGAACCUGCUGCGCUACGACGCUAUGGCCCUGGGGAACCAUGAGUUUGAUAAUGGCGUGUCAGGUCUCUUGGAUCCGUUCUUGGCCCAGGUCCAGUGUCCGGUGCUGAGUGCAAACCUCCACACUAAACCCCCCCUCGCCCACAGCUUUGGCUCCGCCUACAGCCCAUAUAAGGUCCUCACUGUGGGGGGGCAGAAGGUGGGGGUGGUGGGCUACACUUCCAGAGAGACACCGGCCCUGUCUGCCCCAGGUCCUCACCUACACUUUGAGGAUGAGCUGAGCGCCCUCCAGAGGACAGUGGACAAACUGCAGACUCUGGGUGUGAAUAAGAUCAUUGCUCUGGGACACUCAGGCUUCAGCGUCGACCAGAGGAUCGGGCGCCAGGUCAGCGGGGUCGACGUGGUGAUUGGGGGCCACUCCAACACCUUCCUCUACACGGGACCCCCUCCCUCUACAGAGGUCCCAGUCGGCCCGUACCCCUUCAUGGUGCGCUCUGAUGAUGGUCACAUGGUCCCUGUGGUCCAGGCUUAUGCCUUUGGAAAGUAUCUGGGGAAACUGAGAGUGAAGUUCAGCGCAGAGGGAAGAGUCCUGGAAGCUUCUGGAAACCCGGUUCUACUGAACGAGAGCAUCCCCCAAGACCCUCAGGUCCUGUCAGAGGUGCAGAAGUGGAAGCAGGACCUGAGGAACUUCUCGUCGCAGGUUGUGGGUGAAACGCUGGUUUUUCUGAAUGGAUCGAGCGAAGAGUGUCGCUUUCGGGAGUGUAACCUAGGCAACCUAAUCACCGACGCCAUGGUGGAAAGUUCUCUGGGAUACGCUGAAGAUCACCAGUGGAACCAUGUGUCUGCAGCUCUGAUGAACGGAGGAGGAGUCAGGAGCUCCAUCGACGAGGAGGCCAGGAACGGAUCCAUCACAAUGGAGGAGGUGCUGGGGGUUCUCCCGUUUGGAGGAACCUUUGACUUUGUGUCUCUGAGAGGAUCCACUCUGAGGAAGAUGUUUGAACAUUCAGUUCAUCGCUACGGAGAAAGCAGCGGGGAGUUCCUGCAGGUCUCAGGUUUCCGUGUGGUGGUGGACCUCUCCAGACCUCCGUUCAGCCGUGUCCGCUCUCUCCUCAUGCUCUGCACACGUUGCAGAGUCCCGGUCUUUGAGCCAGUCCAGGACCAGGAGGUCUACAAGGUGGUGAUGCCGUCCUACAUGGUGUCAGGAGGAGACGGCUUCCACAUGGUCCAAGAGGAGAUAAUCAAACACAACAGCGGAGACCUGGACAUCUCUGUCUUCUCGUCUUUCUUGUCCAAACGCAAACUCGUUCACUCGUUUGUAGAAGGCAGAAUCCAGAUCCUGAACUCUGCAGCGACUCUGAGCUCUGUGAGCGCUCUGCUGCCUCUGCUGACACAGUGUCCCACUGUGCUCCCCAUCUCCUCUUUUUCCUCUGACCCUCCUCCCCCCUCUCUGCUCCUUCUCCCCUCUCUCCUCCUCCUUCCCUCUCAUGCCACUCUCUCCUCCUCCUUCCCUCUCAUGCCACUCUCUCCUCCUCCUUCUCUCUCAUGCCCCUCUCUCCUCCUCCUUCCCUCUCAUGCCCCUCUCUCCUCCUCCUUCCCUCUCAUGCCCCUCUCUCCUCCUCCUUCCCUCUCAUGCCCCUCUCUCCUCCUCCUUCUCUCUCAUGCCCCUCUCUCCUCCUCCUUCCCUCUCAUGCCCCUCUCUCCUCCUCCUUCCCUCUCAUGCCCCUCUCUCCUCCUUCUUCUCUCUCAUGCCCCUCUCUCCUCCUCCUUCCCUCUCAUGCCCCUCUCUCCUCCUCCUUCCCUCUCAUGCCCCUCUCUCCUCCUUCUCCCCUCUCAUGCCCCUCUCUCCUCCUUCUCCCCUCUCAUGCCCCUCUCUCCUCCUUCUCCCCUUCUCCUCUCUCAUGCCCACCUCUCCUCCUUCUCCCCUCUCAUGCCCCUCUCUCCUCCUUCUCCCCUCUCAUGCCCCUCUCUCCUCCUUCUCCCCUUCUCCUCUCUCAUGCCCACCUCUCCUCCUUCUCCCUCUCACGCCCAUCUCUCCUCCUCCCUCUCAUGCCCCUCUCUCCUCCUUCUCCCUCUCAUGCCCCUCUCUCCUCCUCCUCCCUCUCAUGCCCCUUUCUCCUCCUCCUCCCUCUCAUGCCCCUCUCUCCUCCUUCUCCCUCUCAUGCCCCUCUCUCCUCCUUCUCAUGCCCCUCUCUCCUCCUUCUCCCUCUCAUGCCCCUCUCUCCUCCUUCCCCCUCUCACGCCCCCCUCUCCUCCUUCUCCCUCUCUCCCCUCUGUGUUCCUGUUCCUGAUGAAUGGUGACCGUGACCUUGUGUUCCUGCUGCUGAGAGAAAGAACACUGUGUUUCUGUUUCACUGAACCUGAAUGA
Messenger RNA from Knipowitschia caucasica, 2895 nucleotides. Lineage: Eukaryota; Metazoa; Chordata; Actinopteri; Gobiiformes; Gobiidae. The record is from the annotation of a GenBank genome assembly.